CAGCAAAGUCCGGUGAAUCCCACGUACUUUUUGUGGCUUCCUGUCACGGGCCUUUGACUGCGAACCCUGAUAAGCUGACCACGUUCUUACAUAACUUUCGACUGGGCCGUCAAGAUGGAGGAUUUAGUGGCUUGCCUGCUCUACUCCUUCUCGACCAGAUAUUCCAUCGAAUAAUUAUUGACCUUGGAAAGGAUAUCAAGCCAUGCGAGUACUUCGACAUGAUAGUAGGCACGGGGCCAGGGGGGAUGGAAAUGACGGUGGAGGAUGCGAUUAGUGCCUGCAAUGAGCUCGAGGGUUGCAUGCCACAAAGGGGUCAAAGCGUCACCGAGGAGGAGCGGGUGGAGAACACCGUGGGACUCAGGCGGGGCUUGGAAACCCUGAUGAGUGCUCAUGGCUUGGGUACCUCUGAGCUGAUGCAACGACAUACGGGGAAUGAACCUCGUUGCAGAACUAACGGCUCCCAGAUCCACUUGAUCAAGUCCUAUGAGAAUCGAGGAGUGAAAAGUCCACGCUGUGGUAUUAUCGAGGCUGGGCUCGCUGCCGUCGCAGCGAGCGAUACCUUUCCACCAGUCACCAUCAGUAAAGCAUACAGACUCAACGUCGGGGAUGCCUCUUCCAUGUGCCCUAAUCCCUCUAUUGAGGCGAUCAAAGAGGCCACAAAGGUCUUUGGCCUCGAAAAGAAGGUUGCAAGCAUCCUCAGCAUUGGAGGGGAACUUGCUACAUCUCAUGUCAUCCCUGUCUCGGAUAGCGAGAAACUCAGAACGAUAUUCUCGCAAGCAAAUUGCACGCACGAUCAUAUCCAAAGCUAUCUACCCGAUUCGAAGUUCUAUACACGUCUGAUGGCAAAGCACAAAUGUCUCUUCGGAAGUCAGGACACCGAAAACUACUGCGACAUGGCUGCCUAUGUGCAGGAGAAAGCCAUCCAUAGACUGAUUGAUGAUUCGAUCAAACCUAUUCAUCAGAAGGAUUGGAGAGAGAGCCAAGUCGAGAUCAAAGCAAGCCCAUCUCAAUCAUUCUCGGCUUUGCGAGCGGAUGAUGCUAUGAAAAUCGACACCCCUACCGUUCUCAAAUUUGAGGACCGCCCAGAAUCGGAGAUACUCUCAGAAACUGAGGUUUCUUUAGAGGAAGAAAUAAAAAAAUUGGAUCGAUUGCGACAAACUCCUGACACAGAUAAGGAGAUCUUGUCAUCUCUGAGCAGAGUAGCCACCCUCUCUCAUCGUUUAGGCAAGCAUAAAGAUGCUAUCCAGUACGAGAUGAUGGUGAUGAUGCAGCAUCGCGGAGAUGAAAGUAAACCAGAAACUCGCGAAUACCUCCAGAGUGCUAGCGCCGUGGCCUUUUACGAGUCGGAGGCUGGGGAGCUCAAAAAGGCUUGUGAGCGAGGAGAAGAGGUCUUGAAGAAGCAAAAGGA
Molecule: messenger RNA, 1408 nt
Organism: Acaulospora colombiana
Lineage: Eukaryota; Fungi; Glomeromycota; Glomeromycetes; Diversisporales; Acaulosporaceae
Source: the annotation of a GenBank genome assembly